Messenger RNA from Brassica napus (rape), 2216 nucleotides. Its product is annotated as RING-H2 finger protein ATL2. Lineage: Eukaryota; Viridiplantae; Streptophyta; Magnoliopsida; Brassicales; Brassicaceae. The record is from RefSeq and is a predicted model, not a curated record. The transcript has 3 exons. Bases 1319 to 2119 code for a protein of 266 amino acids.
CGUGUGUCUUAAGUAGGUGACAUCGGGAGUUGAACUCAUGCGGAGUUAGAGAUACCAUGAUGCUUUUGAUCUCAAGCAGUUUCGGGAGAGGACACACAGGUUAUAGUAUAUUACAGGUGCAGUUUACAUUUGCCAUACCUCGACAGCUACAUUAGUUCUGUAAUGACUCAUGGUACAAGGAGAUGGCAUUGUAGAGGAUGGAUUCGACCAUCCCACAAGGCCCGAGGAAUAAAAAGGCCUGACCCGGAUUAGGUAGAGCGACAGCUCGAUCGGUCGGUUCAAGAGUCAGGUCUCUCGGCUUGACUCUUGAGUACUUUUAGUCGAUCGUCGUCGACUAAAGUAUAUUUCGCUCAGCGGCUGCUCGGACGCCUACGGGCUUCUCGGCCCAGCAGAGGAGGCCCACCAAGAUGGCGUAAAUUAGGUCAAGGACGAAGCAUCAGGACGUCUAUAUAAGGGAAAGUGGAGACAACGAGAGAAGGAUCCGAAAUCACUGACUAACACUUGGCGGCUAGAUUAGGGUUUUCACCUUUGCUUCAUCUCGCCGUUAGUUGUACUUUUCCGAUAGCUCAUCGAGCCACCGGCUUCCUUUCUGUCACACUCUUUUCGUUUCCCUUGUAACCGACUGAACGUUUUCUACGACCAUAAAUAAGACGUCUUUGUUAAAACCCAUACUUUUUUUAUUACCGUUUUCCGAUCAAACAGGCAUCUUGACAGUUUAUUUUUUUCCGUUGAAGACUUGUUUCUAUCUUCAAGGUUUUGCAUUAUUGAAGUGGAAUAGUAUUUCUCUAGAAAUAUAAUCAAUGUUAUAGAUAGAUAGAUAGACGAGAAGGUAUGUGUGUAGGACAUGUAAAGAUUGGUGAAGAAGCUUGUUGAGCUUUGUGUCUUAUGAAUCUCUCUACUGGUGUAAGGGGAUUUAGAUUUUGUGAAGAAAUCCUUUUUGGACUUUACUGAAUGUAAACUACUACAUCAAGAGGGGAUACAAUAAACCGAAUUAUCCGAUUUAAACCAAACAAAACCCGGUUCAAUCCCAGUUUCCUUAUAAUGUGGACUUGAAAAUGCUAAGAAAUCGAUAAUUUAGUUAUAUAAUUUUUUUAAAAAGGUAUAUUUUUGGUGAAGAUAAGAAUACAGUGAUUUGGUCAAGCAGAAGGUGAUUUUUAUUUGAAUUUUGGCAAAUGAGAGUAUUUUUGUAGCAUUUUCCCUUGAAUUUGAGUAUAUCUUAAAUUAAAUAUUGAGGGAACAAAAGGAAAAAGAAAUUUAAAAACCACCGAUAGUACUCUAAAAACCACCUUCACCUGUUCUCUCAUUGGCCGUCAGAAUCAUGAACUCCAACGAGCAUAACCCGAUGGAGCACUGGCUCGGGGAAAACAUCUCUGAUGCUCCAACCUACGCCACUAACGGCAAAAUCACGCUGCUCACCAUUGAAAUCCUCUUCUCCGUACUCAUCUUUAUGGUCUUCUCCUACCUCUACGAUCAAUGGUAUGCCACCCGCUCUAGGAGUCACCGCCCUACAAUGUUUUUCUUCGCCACCACCGAUCCUUCUCAUACCGCCUCACGCGGUCUAGAUCCCGUCGUCUUGAAAUCUCUCCCAGUUUUCAGUUUCUCCGGCGCAACUCACAAGGAUCCGAUUGAUUGCGCCGUUUGUCUCUCCGAGUUCGAAGAGGGCGAGUCGGGUCGGGUUUUGCCCGGUUGUAAACACGCGUUUCAUGUGGAAUGUAUUGACAUGUGGUUUCACUCUCACUCAACCUGUCCUCUCUGCCGCUCUCUCGUCGUCGUCGAGGAGCCUCACGCAACAACGACGGUGGAGGAGCAAGUCACGAUCACGAUCGCGAUUUCUCCUGAACCGCGAUCUGGAUCUUCGGCGAUGCCGCCGUUGGAUGAUUUAGGGAGAGAACCAGCGGCGAUUGAGACCAAUAGGAGGAGUUUCAGCGAGUUCGAAGAAGACGAUUUGACACGGAAUCACUCGCCGAUGAAUCGGAUGUUGAGCAGAAAAGGAAGAAGCGCCCCGUCUUCUUUUGCUGGAGCUCCUUCGUCAAGCUGCCAGGUAGUGAUGAACGAGUCGGAUAUUGAGCGGGGAGGAGAAGAGAUUAAAAGCGAUUUCCGCCACGUGGAUGUUCCUUAGUGGUCUUGAUUAUUGAUAUUAACAUCAAGUGUGUAAGUGUAUAACCAUGAUUUAGAUCAUUUUUAUUGCUAAGAAAUCUAAAUAGAAUAUAUAUUUU